UUCUUGGGUAGACAUCGAAAUCUGGGACAGUCAAAACUGGGAGUCAAAAUGCGCUAGAAUGUCGACGGUACUGGAGCUGUCAUUUGUAAAUUAAGAAAAGGUUUAUAGGACAGCUACAGACGAGGUAAUUAUUUUGAGACAACGGAUUCAAAGAUGGAGGAGGAUUUUCCAAGAGGUGCCGUAUCCAGACGCACCACAAGAUCAGCAGAUGACAAAGAGAAAUGUUUUGUUCAACUUAGUUCCAAACGUAGUCUGGAAGAUGUCUUGUUUAAGGACUCUGAGCAAGCGACCCCCAGUAAAGGGAAGAAAAAGAGAAAGACAAAGAAGGAUGAAGGUGGAGUGACAGAAGAACAAGCCUUGGAAGAAGAGUUUGAAGGAGAAAGGGACGGUGUCGUUCCUAAACCGCUCACAGCAAAGACAUUGACUGAAGGCAUGCUGGUGCUAGCGGUCAUACAGGAGAUACACGAAUAUGAAAUCGUUCUUAGUCUUCCAAAUGGGCUGACCGCUUUUGUUCAGAUCACGGACAUUUCAUCAUACUUCACGCAGCAGCUUCAAGACCUGAAUGAAUCAACUGGUGCUGAUGAUCAGGAGCUUCCCAACAUUCGAGACGUGUAUGAGGUGGGGAACCUGGUCCCUUGUAAGAUCAAGUCACUGGGUGCAUCCAAGGAUGGCCAUCGUCGUAUCCAGGCCUCGCUUGAUUACGAAGAAAUCAACUCAGAACUCAGCAUCUCUCUCAUCAAAGUGGGCAUGACCCUUCAUGGCUGCAUCUCCAGUAUUGAAGAUCACGGCUACACCAUCAACCUCGGCAUCAAGGGCACCAAUGCUUUCCUGGCCAAGGACGAUGCCGCCAGGGGCGCCAAAGGCAGGGCGGGUGAGGCCAUGAAGGCCGGGAAGCUUGUGACGUGCCUGGUCAAGGCGGUCAAGUCCAAUGGAAGGUCCAUCAUUCUGACCUUUGAUCAGGAGAGGUUAAAGUCCUCGAAAGCUACCAAGUCCACGCAUACCACAUUUUCUUCUCUGAUACCAGGGACGAGACUUGAUGUCAUGGUUACCAAGGUUCUUCCCAACUCUCUGAUCACAGACAUCUUUGGUCUCUACAAGGGCUGUGUAGAUCCUAUACAUCUCAAGGACACUGCUGAUGAACUCACCAAGUAUGAAAUCGGCCAGAAGGUCACUGCCGUUAUUCUGUACAACUGUCCAACCACCAAGUCCAUCGGACUCAGCCUGAACCCAAUUCAUCAGAAGUUGUCCUUUGACCUUACCACCGACUUCAUCCGUGACCUUUCACCCGGUGACAUCGUUGAAGAUGCCUUGGUGGUCCGAGUCCAAGAGAAGGACAAUCUUAUUGUACAGCUGAAUAAGAAAAUGAGAGGCAUUGUUUAUUAUUCCCAUGGCAGUGAUGACAAGCAGAAGAGGCACAGUCCGGCGAGCACUGGGGAAAGGGUCAGGUGUCGUAUCUUGAACUUCAACCUCUUUGAUCGGCUGGCCAUUGUGUCUUUGAGGCAGUCCAUCUUAGAUAAGCCAUUCCUUGGGAUCAACGAUGUCAAGCCAGGCAUGCUGGUUACGGGAGUGAUCGAGUCGGUGAUGCCGAGAGGUGUAGCUGUCAAGAUUCAGGAUCGGAUCCAUGGCUUUGUUCCAAGAACCCAUUUGGCUGAUAUUCCUGUUCAGAAACCACAAGAAAGGUUCACCGUUGGGUCAGAAAUAGAAUUAAGGGUGCUCCUUGUUGAACCGUCUAAGAGGCGCGUCCUUCUCACCCACAAGAAGACCAUGGUGAAAUCCAGUCUGCCGAUCCUUGCCUCCUACUCACAGCCCAAGGUGGGCAUGUGGGUUCACGGCUGCGUCGUGGCUGUCAAGGACUUUGGCUGCAUCGUGUCCUUCUACAAUGAUGUCAAAGGCAUCAUCCCCAGGGCAGAGUUAGGGAUAGACGACAGCGCCUCCCCUGCAGAUAACUUCUACGUUGGUCAAGUUCUCAAGUGCCAAGUCGUCAGGACACACAACCCUGAGAGCAAGAAGCUGUCUCUAUCCCUCAGGAAAGAUAGCAGGAGGGAGCAGGAAUCCUUCGAGCCUGGCAAGGAAUUGAAACCUGGUACAUCAUUGGUGGACUCUAUGCAAAUGGAAGGAGCACAAAGUUCUAAAAUGGAGAGAAGGAAGAAAAUGGAGGAUGACCAUAAGGAUGUCAACAGAGCCUGCCUGGAGGAACUUCAAGCCGUGCUGAAGGAGAUCGAGAAAGAGAAGGAACGGGACCUGAAGCGACAGAAGACGUUGCUGGUCAAUCGGGAUGCUGUGCCGUCUGCCGAAUUCUUCCAGGACAUUGCUGACAGUCUCAGGGCAUUCUCCAGUAUGAUGAUCGAUGUCAAGAUGAUGAGAUUGGAAAUGAAAACAAUGAAGGGAAUGUUGGAAGAACUGAUAGGAAAGAAGGAUGGGGCGGGAAAUAGAGAGAAAGGAACAGAGGGUGACAUUGAUGAAGGGGGGAUGGGAGCAGACAGGUUCAUGUUAGAUGAGCCAAAGACAAGUGUGUUUCAUGGCAAUUCUCUAGAGGAUGCAGAUAAGGGUGGGGAUAGGGUAGAAAGCUUGGAUGCAGAAGUUGGUGAGAGUAGAAGAUUAGCGAAAGCAAGUGACGGAAUUGAAGUAGGAGGGGAGGUGGAAGCAGAUAGGGUACCAGAUGACCAAAUAAUAAGAGUGCUACUUGGGAAUAAUUUGGGGAAUGUAAAUAUGGAGGAUGAUGAAAUGAGCGAAAGCGUCGAUUUAGAGAUGAAGGACAUUGAUUUAGAGGAUACUGAUACAGAAGACAACAGCGGGAUAGAAAGCGUUGAUUCACAGACGAAGGACAUUGAUUCUGGGGAUACGGUUCCUGAGGAUUAUGAUGAGAGGGAAAGCAUUGAUGCAGAGAGGAAUAGAAGUAAUACAUGUGAUGCCGAUUCAGGGGGUAAUAUAGCGAGCGAAAGGGUGGAUUCAGAAAUGAAGGGCUUUGAAUUAGUGGAUACGGAUACAGAUGAUGAUAAUGAUAGAGAAAGCAUUGAUGCAGAGAGAAAGGGCGGUGAUUUAGGAGAUACAGAUACAGAGGAUAGCAAUGGAGGAGAAAGCAUGGAUUCACAUAUGAAGGGCAUUGAUUUAGGUAAUAUAGAUACAGAGGAUAACAUUGAGAGAGAAAUCAUCAAUGCUGAGAGGAACGGCAGUGAUUCAGAGGAUACCUUUACAGGGGAUGACCUUGGGAGAAUAAGCGUUGAUAUGAAGGGCGGUGAUUUAGAGGAUACAGAUAUAAAGGAUAACAGUCCGCAAGACAGUACCACUUUUACAUCUUGCGCAGAGAGAGGGAGCGUCAGUGUAGAAGAAACUGAAAGUGUGCUUAAGAAAGGGAAGGAAAGACUGGAUAUCACAAUUGAUACAGUGACAAAGAGCAGUGAUUUGUGGGAUAGAGAUACAGAUGAUGACACCGAGAUAGAAAGCUUGCAUUUCACAGAUGCUCAGGAAAAAGACUGCCAUAUAGGGGAUACUGAUUCUGGGGACAAGAAUGGGAGCGAAAGCAUGGACACAGACAAGAAGGACAGUGAUGAAGGAGAUAGUGAUACAGUGGAUAAUAGUUUGAUAGAAGGAAUAAAUUCAGAGACAAAGUCUACUGAUUUAGAGGAUACCAGUACAAAUAUUGAUAAUCAGAGAGAAUGCUUAGAUUCAGAGAGGAAUGGCAGUGGGUUAGAGGAUAGAUAUACUGAAGAUGUGAAUGGGAAAGAAAACAUGGAUUGCACAGGUGAUACAGAUGUGAAGGGCGAUGAUUUAGGGGAGGCAUGUAGAGAAGACCAGAAUGAGAGUGAGAGCAUGGUCUGCUCGGGCGACACAGCUCCGAAGGAUGUUAUUUUGGGGGAUACAUACCCAGAGACAGAGGAUAAUAACGGGGGAGAAAGUACGGUCUCAGAGAUGAAGGGCAUUGACAUUGAGGAUAGAUUGACUGUUAUAAAGGAGAAUCAGAGAGAUAGCAUGGAUUCCACAGGUGACACAGCGAUGAAGGGCAGUGAUUUAGGGGAUACCACUACAUGGGAUAAUAGUGUGGAAGGAAGCAUAGAUUCAGAGAGAAAGGGCAGUGAUAUAGUGGAUACAGAGGAUAACAAUGAGAAAGGUGUGGAGACACAAGAGAAAGGCAUUGAUUUGGAGGAUGCACAUAUGAAAGAUACAAACGAGACAGAAAACAUGGACUGCACAGCUGAUGCAGUGAGGAAAGAUAGUGAUUUAGAGAAUGAAUAUGCAGAUGAUGAGAAUGCGAGGGAAACGGUAGAUCCAGAGACAAUAGGAAUUGAUUCUGGGGACAAAGGUACUCGGGAUGAUAAUGGGAGAGAAUGCACAGGUUCAGAGAGGAAGGGCAGUGAUUUAGAGGAUAGGCAUACAAAUGAUGAGGAGAGUAAAGGCAUGGACUGCACAAUGGACACAACCAUUAGAAAGAUUAUUGAUUUACUUGAAGGGGAUGCGGAUACAGAGGAUAAAAACCAGACGGAAAAAAUGGAUUGCGUAGAUGAUACUGAUAAGAGUUUAGAUUACAGGGAUGCAGAUACAGAAGAUAAAAGCCAUAAAGAAAGCAUGGAUUGCACAGAUGAUACAGAGAGGAAGGAAAUUGCCAAGAGUUCUGUACAAGAAGAUGAGAGUAGAAAACUGGAUAGGAUGAAGAAGUUUGGAAGGAGGAAACGUGGUAGGCCUAGAGGUAUCAGUUUAAAGCACGGAAGAAAAGCUGAAGAGCAGAUUCCGAAACGAGUAUUAAGAGCCAGGAGUACUCAGAUAAUGGAAAGGUUGGCAAAGCAUGCGGUACAAAAGACAAGUGAUAAUAAUAAUUCAAAAGAAAGAACGGAUUUCACUGGUGAUGCGGUUAUGAAAAGUAUUGAUUUAGGGGAUGCACCUAGAGAGGAAAAGAAGAGAGAAGUUGUGGGAUGCGGUGAUGAAAAAGACAAGAAGGGUGUUGAUUUAGGUGCUACAGAUACAAAAGAUACCAAUCAGAAAGAAAGUAUGGAUUUUGCAGAUGAAACAGAGAAGAAGAGUAAAAGCACAGAGGAGGUGAAGAAGGUUGGGAGGAGAAAACGAGGUAGAGGUAUGGGCUUAAAGCGUGGAAUAAGAGCUGAAGAGCCAAUUCCAAAAGGAGAGUUGAGAACAAGGGAUAUUAAGAAAAAGGAGAGGUUCAGGAAGCAGCCAAUACAGAAAACUUGGAAGCCUUUGUCAAAGGAAAGGGUCGCUGAGUUGCAUGGAAGGUCACGGGCAAGCUCGGCCUUUGCGCUUCAUUUAUUAAAAGAGCUUGUAAGUGAUGAAAAAUUGAUAAAGAGAAUCCGCCAUGGUAGACAUGGGAAAAGUACCAGUAUUUCCCCUGUCGAAUCGAUUAAUAAAAAGAUGCUGAAGUAUGUCUUAGAAACAACAUGUGACCAGUAUGACGUUACAGAAUGCAACAGGAACGGCUGUGCUCUUGAAUGUCUUGAUCGAAUUGAUUCCUAUUGUAUGAGCCUAGUAAAAAAACAGAUGCGAAAGAAGAGAACAGGCAGAAGAAAGAAAGAAUCAGAGACAAGAGAUGGACCUACAGAGGAGGAUAGUAUAUGUAAAACAGAAGAGCCUGAAGCAGACAAACUGAAUGAAGGAACAAAUGCUUCUAAUAGAAAGAUGCGAAAGAAGAGAAGAGGUAGAAGAAAAAAGGUAUCAGAAUCAAAGAAAAAUGGACCUGCGGAGGAGGAUAAUACAUGUAAGACAGAAGAGCCUGAAGCAGACCCAAUUGAUGAAGGAACAAAUGCUUCUAAGAGAAAGAUACAAAAGAAGAGAAGAGGUAGAAGGAAAAAAGUAUUAGAAUCAAAGAAAAAUGGACCUGCGGAAGAGGAUAAGAAGGCAGAAGAACCAGAUAUAGACUCAAUGAAUAAACAUGCUAGCAGUCCUGAAGAAGUACCUCCUCCUUCAACACCUACAAGGCAGAAAGAAGCAGAUAUUGCGAAUUCAGCGAAGUCAACAGAUAGGCCUAAAUGGCUGAGAAAUCCAGAGGACCAAAAAGAAUUCAGUAUCAAUUCUGGACGUACUAUCAGCAUUAUUGGAGGGGAUGAUGGACGCGGAGAUGAUAGAGCUGGAAAAAUGAAAGAAAGUGGAGGAAGUUGCGAAGACAAUGUAAGGGAUCAUGGUAGGUUAUUGCCUGGGAAAAGGUUGUCUGAUGAUGAGAUUAGCUCCAUUGUCAGAACAGCGGGAACGAGCGAUUCUUUUGCCAAAAGCAUCCUUUCAAAGCUUGUGAGCGAUGAUGUCUUGUUAAAUAGCAGCUGCUCAGGAGAGAGGUCUUGGGAGGACUUCAUGUGCUGUAGACCAAACCUCCAACGGAUUGAUCCAGACAUCCUUGAUUAUGUACUAGAGAUCACGUGUGAUGUAUUUGGCUCCAAUAAAGGAUUCAGUAAGCAUAAGUGCACCAACGAUUGUAUCACUUACAUCAACGCCUAUUGCAGAGACCUAUUUAGAAAAUCAUCAAAGGAACAUUCUGUGAAAAGUGUGGUUGGAAACAGUGUGACUAAGAGGAAGGAUACGCAAGGAAUUUAUCCUGAUGCAAGUACACCAAAGAGAAGAUGUGAAGAUGCAAUUUCUUUGUAUAAUCCAGCUGAAGCCAGUUACAGAAUGGAAGAUGAUCCAAUAAGUGAUAUACUCAAUCCAAAGAAAGUUGAUAAAGUAGUUAGUUUAGGAAGAGUAGAGACCUCAGAAGCAAAUAAAUCGAAGGAUGGGUCUGGAGAGGAUAAUCCCAAGGAAUGCAAAGCAGGAACAGAUCCUGCAGCAGAUGGCAAUGAGGACCAAAGUGGUUUAGACUGUGACAGUGGUUCCGAAAGCUUAAAGGUUGCGCUAGGUGAAAAUGGAGGAAAUACCAUUGAUGAACCACUGGGUAAAGGUGAUGAUAAGGUAAACAACUGGGAUGAUUUGGCAGAGAGUAUUAAGAUAAGUGGCAUGGUGGUCAAGUCAAAGGAAGAUUUUGCAGUACAGCUCUUGACCCAACUCCUGGGUAAGGAUGUACUUGUGAAUAGCAAUUGCUAUGGAGAACCCAUGUUUGGAAGAUCCCAAAUCAAACCCAUUGAUCAGCGUAUUCUCGACUUCAUCCUUCAUAAAACAUAUUCAGUCUUUCGGAUAGAAGAUCCUCUGAAGGAAGCAUGCCUUCGUGAAUGCUGUUUACAUAUCGACUCCUACUGCCAUGAACUGUUCAUGAAGCAUGAAACACGAAAGACUGAUCCUGGUACGGACCUGAAAGAUUCUGUGGAACAGAGGGAUGAUGCCCAGUUUGAUGAAGUUGAAUCAGAGAAGCAUUUGGGUUUGAGUCGUGAUGCUAUCUUGAAAAACAACAAAGGUGUGUCGGAGGAGGAUAGGGAAUCUCAAAGUAGAAAGAACAGUGGUAAAGAUAUCUCAAAGAGCAGUUCAAGGACAGAUUCGGGGGAAGGGAUGAACGGAAGUAGAGAAUCGGUUAAACAGAAAAUCACAGGAGUCAAGAGAGUUAUGGAUGGAGACGACAAAGUUCAAAGUAACAAGGAUUUUGAUUCUGUAGCUUCAACUAUUUCUGGAACAGAGUCAAGUAAAAAGAGUGGCUUAAGUAAGGAAGAACCCAGAAAAGACCAAGGAGUACAAAGUGAAAGAGAGCGUUCUUGGGAACCUUUAUCCAAAGACAGCAUCAAGGGAAUAAUGAAAAAGGCUAAAUCAUGGGGACACUUCGCAAAAAUUGUCCUUACAUAUGUGCUCGAUGAUGAUGAGAUAAAGAGAAGUGCACGUGCCUCUAAAUCUUCUCCGUCUGCCCAAUCUAUUGAUCCAGAUGUACUUGAAUACAUCUUGCAAACAACAUAUAAAGUGUUUGAUAUUGAAGGAUCUAACAAGAGCAGCUGCGAGGCAGAAUGCUUGCAUCAUAUAAAUUCUUACUGCAAUUUAUUGUCCUAUGUUGAAGAUUCAGGAGUUCAGAGGACCAGAAAAGAUGAUACAGGGAGAAUUAGUGAAGGUGAGAAUCUGCAUGAAGAGAUGAACAGUGCAGAGUAUUGUGAACCAUUGCCUCAACAUGAGCUCUGGCAGAUGCACGAUGAAGCUAAAACACGCGCCUGUUUCGCUCGCCGACUAUUGAGUAGGUAUGUGAGCAGUGAUGUUUUGAUGAAUUGUAACUGCUCUGGAAAGAGAGCAGCAACUUCAAAAAGACAUACCAUCCAAGCCAUUGACCCGUUUGUUCUCCAGUUUGUCCUGGAGACAACGUAUCGUACCUAUCGUGUGGCUGAAGCAGACCAAGAGGCAUGCAGAACUGAGUGCACCGUGUACAUUGAUUCAUAUUGCCGGGCGUUGUACCGUAAAGCUUUACUGAAGAUAGAGAAAGGCGAUGAAAAGAGUGUGGCUUCGAAGAGACAGCAUAAAAAGAAAACUCAAGUAGAUAGAAAGAAGUGGAAACCUGGUUAUAAUGAUGAUGAGGAGGAGGAAGAGGAUGAAGAAGAGGAAGAAGAAGAGGAAGAAGAAGAGGAAGAAGAAGAAGAGGAAGAGGAAGAAGAAGAGGAGGAAGAG
Lytechinus variegatus (green sea urchin) is the source of this 8499-nucleotide messenger RNA. RefSeq lists its product as uncharacterized. The transcript has 13 exons. The record is from RefSeq and is a predicted model, not a curated record. Gene Ontology annotation, biological process: rRNA processing. The annotation marks the transcript as partial. Gene Ontology annotation, cellular component: nucleolus; small-subunit processome. Gene Ontology annotation, molecular function: RNA binding; DNA binding. NCBI's taxonomy places the organism in Eukaryota, Metazoa, Echinodermata, Echinoidea, Temnopleuroida, Toxopneustidae.